Anas platyrhynchos (mallard) is the source of this 1125-nucleotide messenger RNA. Its product is annotated as sulfotransferase 1B1. Gene Ontology annotation, molecular function: sulfotransferase activity. The record is from RefSeq and is a predicted model, not a curated record. Lineage: Eukaryota; Metazoa; Chordata; Aves; Anseriformes; Anatidae.
CCCCCAGCACGUCUCCCUUAAACCCUUUUCCCAGCAGCAUGCUGGCUGCAGCAGGCGCUGCUCUUUUGCAACCCUGCAGACUUUGGACCCGCCUUCGGGGUCCCGAGCCUGAGCCCUGCGUCCCACCAGCGAGCUGCAUGCAGGAUGGCCACGAUGGACACCUACAUACGCCAGCCCUGGGGCACGGUGCACGGCAUCCCUAUGGUCUACGCCUUCACCCAGAACUGGGAGCAGGUGGACAAGUUCCAGAGCCGCCCUGAAGACAUCGUGGUGGUCACCUUCCCCAAAUCCGGCACCACCUGGGUCAGCGAGAUCGUGGACAUGAUCCUGCAAGGCGGCGACCCCGAAAAAUGCAAGCGGGACGUCAUCGUCAACCGGGUGCCCAUGCUGGAGUUUGCUGCCCCCGGGCAGAUGCUGGCAGGCACGGAGCAGCUGGAGGGCAUGCCAUCCCCUCGCAUUAUCAAGACCCACAUCCCGGCUGAUAUCUUACCCAAAUCCUUCUGGGAGAAGGGCUGCAAGAUGAUCUACGUGGGGCGUAACGCCAAGGAUGUGGCCGUCUCCUACUACCACUUUGACCUGAUGAACAACCUGCACCCUCACCCGGGGACGUGGGACCAGUACCUGGAGAAGUUCAUGGCAGGCAGAGUGGCCUACGGCUCCUGGUUCGACCACGUGAGGGGCUACUGGGAGCGCCGGAGGGAGCACCCCAUCCUCUACCUCUUCUACGAGGACAUGAAGGAGGACCCCCGCCGGGAGAUCACCAAGGUGGCCCAGUUCCUGGGGAAGGAGCUGUCGGAGGUGGCACUGGAGGCGGUCGCCCAGCACACGUCCUUCGAGGCCAUGCGGGACAACUUCAGCACCAACUACCGGGUGGUGCCCUCCAACCUCAUGGACCAGGGCAUCUCCCCCUUCAUGCGCAAAGGUAUCACUGGUGACUGGAAGAACCACUUCACCGUGGCCCAGAGCGCGCGCUUCGACCAGCUCUACGCACAGAGGAUGGCGGGCACUGACCUGCGCUUCCGCACAUGCAUCUGAGGCCCACCCCAGGCCACCCCUGGCCCUGUAGACUUCCCCCAGAUUUCUGCUUUUACGAAAAUAAAAGUUUGCCUCCUGCCUUUCCCCACA